CAAAUUGCCAAUUCCAUCAAGAAAGCAAUUUCAAACGUCUUGAAACUUUCCAAGAGGCUCAAAUCCAUCAAGAAAAACCCCCCUGAGUCCACUAGGACACCACUUGGUCCCCCCAGCAUUUACACGAUAGUCAUGUCCUCACCAAUGGCCGCCACAGCUGACAUGCACCGUCGCCCAGAGCCUGGAUGGCUCGAAGCCAGCCCAUGGCCCCGUCCUCAUGGCCGGACCCAAACAUCCACAUCAUUUGCCCAUGACUCGGCACAUGGAACACGUGACUCGUAUCAACGGCCAGGACAUCGACAGCAGGCACCCAGGCAGAGGCUUCCAAAGCACCGUAAUGUCGAUCCGGCGUGCUCAUCGGACAUCACUGCCGCACCAAUGAUGCAGCUAGUCAGCUCCAGACCCGGAGUCCGACAGCCCAUCCAGACCUGGAUGCCGCCUCGGGACUCGAUGGGUAGACCGCCAAUGUGGAGAGAGGUGCCUUCAACGGGUCAACAGACACCACUGCACCAUCCCGGCAUGUGCGGAUCGCCCCCACCGCCAUUUCUCACCCACGAGGCAUGGCCACAUGAUGGCCGGGCAUCAUCCGGAUUACCGCCGGCGCUGCCGACUCCACCGAUGACGCCCGGGGCCUCUCGAUUGAGCAGUCCGGAUCUCGAGCCGCUAGGACACGACGGGCGAUUUUGCGUUUGCUGUCCAGACGAAGACCGAUAUCUGGCCGGACGAGCGAAAAUGGACUCUCAAUUGCAAGCUGCGUUAGCGCACAUGGCGCACCGCAACUCCAGAAAAUAAUGUCGCGGUUGGUAAAGUACGCGUAGGGAUUGGGAGAGUCAUGUGAUGGAUUAAUGUAUUGGCGUUUGGCGUGUGCGGCGAUUCUGUUUUGCCCUCUCUCGCAUAUUUCUGCUGUCAGGCUCGAGUUAGCACUGUUGCGUCUAGGUGUCAG
Molecule: messenger RNA, 943 nt
Organism: Phialemonium atrogriseum
Lineage: Eukaryota; Fungi; Ascomycota; Sordariomycetes; Cephalothecales; Cephalothecaceae
Exons: 2
Coding region: 133-792 (219 amino acids)
Source: RefSeq, a predicted model, not a curated record